Messenger RNA from Gymnodraco acuticeps, 896 nucleotides. Its product is annotated as zinc finger protein 678-like. Gene Ontology annotation, cellular component: transcription regulator complex; PcG protein complex. The annotation marks the transcript as partial. Lineage: Eukaryota; Metazoa; Chordata; Actinopteri; Perciformes; Bathydraconidae. Gene Ontology annotation, biological process: regulation of transcription by RNA polymerase II. The transcript has a single exon. Gene Ontology annotation, molecular function: RNA polymerase II cis-regulatory region sequence-specific DNA binding; DNA-binding transcription factor activity, RNA polymerase II-specific. The record is from RefSeq and is a predicted model, not a curated record.
AAACCGAAGGAAAGAGAGACGUCACAGCUGUCAGCAAUGUGACAAAUCCUUUACAACAACUGGAAAUUUAAAGAGCCACCUGCUUAUUCACACAGGAGAAAAACCGUUCAGCUGUGAAGAGUGUGGGACAACUUUCGCUCAAUCAAGUCAUCUCAAAAGACAUCAACGUAUUCAUACAGGAGAAAAACCGUUCAGCUGUGAAGAGUGUGGGACAACUUUCGCUCGAUCAAGUCAUCUCAAAAGACAUCAACGUAUUCAUACAGGAGAAAAACCGUUCAGCUGUGAAGAGUGUGGGACAACUUUCGCUCGAUCAGGUCAUCUCAAAUCACAUCAACGUAUUCAUACAGGAGAAAAACCGUACAGCUGUGAAGAGUGUGGGAAAACUUUCGCUCAAUUAGGUGUUCUCAUAUCACAUCAACGUAUUCAUACAGGAGAAAAACCGUACAGCUGUGAAGAGUGUGGGAAAACUUUCACUACAUCAAGUGCUCUCAAAAUACAUCACCGUAUUCAUACAGAAGAAAAACCGUACAGCUGUGAAGAGUGUGGGAAAACUUUCACUACAUCAAGUGCUCUCAAAAUACAUCACCGUAUUCAUACUGGAGAAAAACCGUACUGGUGUGAAGAGUGUGGGACAACUUUCACUCAAUUAGGUGCUCUCAAAAUCCAUCAACGUAUUCACGCAGGAGAAAAACCAUAGUGGUGUGAAGAGUGUGGGAAGACGUUUUCUCAAAGUAUUCACCUUUAAAGUCCACGAGUGAAUGCACACUACAUUGUUUUGAAGAACUAUGAGAGCCAUGCCAGCUGUUUCCUCCUCCUGAUGUCCUGAGAGCUGUAGUUAUAUGUUAAGAGUCUUUCUGAAUUGAAGUCUCAUUGAAAUAAAGCUUAUUUCAUUCAAA